CGACCUUGUGCAGUAUCAUCUGUCGACAGAGCGGGUGACAUAUCUUUUGUCAACGCGCCAGUGAAGGGCACAGUCUGACACACACGCUGCAUCUCCAACUACCUGAUUCGGGUCAGUUAUUUCUUGCGAGAAGGGUGGGUCUCAGUCGAGACAGGUUUAUCCAACAGGCAACGCAAGACAUCUAUAUUCAUAUUAGACAUUACCGAGAACAGGAGGGGUACGUUUGUACAUGUUUCUAAACCGUGAGUCCCAUCCAGUGGUUCGUAUAGGAUCAUAUAUCAUGGCGUCUAAAGCUCAGUGUCCGCAUUGUUGUGUUUGUAAGAAGCCAUACAAGUACAAAGGGAUAGAUCCGUACCUUCUUCCGUGUUUACAUGCAGCCUGUGCUGGGUGCAUUAGCGUUCAACGUGAAACAAUAACAUGCCUGUUAUGCAGAGAGUCAUUUGACAAAGAGCAAUUCAUUUUCCUAAAUGAUACCGUCACUCAAGUAGAAACCCUUGCCACUACCCUAAAACACAAGCCAUCGGAGAUCAAAUGCACCAACAAAGAUCAUAGCCUGGAUGCAGUAUCCUGGUGCAAGGAUUGCGAGUCCUUCUUCUGUCAAUCGUGUCAAGCUGCACACAAUCAGGUGAGGAGUUCCAGCACCCAUGGGAUGGUGUCUCUGAAGGACAUGAAGCCAGCGGAUGUGCGUUCACAGAAGUCGCUUUGUCCAGACCAUGAAUCGUAUGCUCUGGAUCUUUACGAUGAAACGUGUGAGAUUAUCAUUUGUUCAAAAUGUGCUCGGUCAAAUCAUAAGCAUUGUAAGACUGAGGAGUUAGACGAGGCUGCUGGUGCCGUGGAGGAAGACACAAUAGAAGAUAAGAGUAAAUUGGCAGCCAAGUUACAACAUUUCAAGGAUAUGAUCGACGAAUCAAACACAAAACAGGAGACGAUGAAGGAUAGGCACAACGAUUUGAAGGAUUUGUUGUCACAAAGAUUUAACAGCCUCCGUGACUUGAUUACAAAACGAGAAGCGGAAUUGAGGAAAACCUUGGAGUUCAGACACCUGUCUGAGAUGGAUGAGGCUGCGAGGGUCAGUAACAAUCUCAGGCGGAUUGUCAGGUUAUGCAAGAACACCCAUGAUUACACAGGGAAACUGCUGGAGCAUGGAAACACGAGCGACAUCCUGAUGCUGAGGAAGUAUGUGAAGUUCAGGACAGAAAUGGCUUUAUCUGAGGAGGCCGAGAUGUUUGAAGUUGUACCAGUUCAUGUAACAUUUUCGAGGGAGAAAAUACAAUCAUUUGAAAAUGUUUUACAAACCGUGUGCGACAUUGAGACCAAGGAGGGGGAUGAUGGCAGCUUUAUGAAUUUGUAUGCCAAUUUUGAGGGACCAAACAGUGAUACUGAAACUUCUGAGAAAGAUCCCCAAGCACAGGGAAACUAUCUUCCAAUGUUUUCAACAGUGGACGAGAGUAAACUUUCAGACAUGAUAUCAGAAACGGAGCCCCUUGACAUGGAUCCUGACACCGAAGAAGAAAAGGAAAGAGAACACAACGAAGAAAACGAAGAGGACAACGGAGAAGAGUUGAUCACUGGCAAUCAUGUUUUGUCAUAUCCUGCUUUGUCGUUUGACGUGGAAAGAAUCAACAGCAAUAAGGUCCAUGUCAACAACAAAGGGUUCCUGGUCAAUAGUAAAGUCUCCCAAGAAAGGAAAGUAGGUCAGUAUGUUGGGACAACGGCUAUUACACCUCUACCCAAAGACAAAGUCAGCUAUUGGGAGGUUGAGUCAGACUUCAACGUGGCCUCUGAAAUGCAACAACAUGGCCUACUUAUGGAAAUAGGUGUGGCUAGGGGAGCAUGCCUGGACAACAGCUACUGCAUGAGCGGGCAGAAAGGAUCGAUGUGUCUCGCCAUCGCACACUGCUCUACACACAAAGGAGUCUGUGCAAAGAUCUGGAGCAAUGGCCAGAAGAUGAGAUGCUACGAAAACGUUUUGUCGACCAGUCCAGGAACAUCUGACACACUGCGACAUGGGCUUCUGUUUGACGGUACCAGGAACACCCUCACUAUAUUUGACCUCAACACCAUAGCUGAACUUGUGACACUGGACACAGAAGAACAGGCAGAUGACUACUGGCCCGUGUUCGGAGCAUACAACUCUUCCCUUGCUGCUGUUCAGAUGAAGCUGGUGUCGGGAAAAGAAAUAAAUAUUUUAAAAUCAAAGACAAAAAUGCUGAAGGGAGCAAUGGAGUGAUUUGUAGCUUAUAUUGCUAUUGAACAUUUUCGUGGGAGUAGAUGAUGAUAAAUAAUCAGUGAGGUGUUUCUUACGACUGUUUUUUUUACUGAUUGAUAACAUCACUAUCUACAUUCGCAUAUUGUUUUCUUAACACAGUCCAUUUAAAAAAGUGUAUAUGCAUACCAAUUAUUGUACAGUUAUAUAUUAGAUGUACCUAAACGUUCUUACCAACAUAUUGCCAAGGCAUGUGUUAAUGCAGCAGCUUAAUCUGCUGAACAGCCAAGCAGAUGCGUGUGUUGUCUGUUUCAUGCCAAGAAUUGUACUUGUGUAUUAUUUUACUAUUUACCCGUUUCGCCAUUGUUAAUUCAAUUCGUAACUGUGAAAAUCUAAAAGUUCAUUCCAAGCCACAAGAUACAUGAUAAACAUACCGUAUAUGUAAGUAAUGUACACCACAUAUACAGUUUUCUUAUCUACACAUUUAUCAAAAUUUUCCCCAUCUUCAUCAUAAUGACUGUACAAACUGUCAUGAUUUCUCUCUGUGGUUAAACUAUAGAUAUGAAGUUAAAAUGACAAAAUUGGUGUGUGUGUGUGUAUACAAGGUGUAAAAUACAUUAUUUGUACCUGCGUUAUGUUGAUGGUUAAAGAUAAAUAUAUGUUCAAGGUUAUGUGCAAGGAUAUGUUUAUAUUGUUUCGCUGCAUGUAUAUGAUACAAAGAAUAAUAAAAAGCGCUUCUUAUGACUUUGGAAA
Molecule: messenger RNA, 2959 nt
Organism: Haliotis rufescens (red abalone)
Lineage: Eukaryota; Metazoa; Mollusca; Gastropoda; Lepetellida; Haliotidae
Product: tripartite motif-containing protein 45-like
Exons: 5
Coding region: 230-2230 (666 amino acids)
Molecular function (GO): zinc ion binding
Source: RefSeq, a predicted model, not a curated record